Molecule: messenger RNA, 3605 nt
Organism: Oreochromis aureus
Lineage: Eukaryota; Metazoa; Chordata; Actinopteri; Cichliformes; Cichlidae
Product: green-sensitive opsin-like
Exons: 8
Coding region: 2091-3149 (352 amino acids)
Biological process (GO): phototransduction; visual perception; G protein-coupled receptor signaling pathway
Cellular component (GO): membrane; photoreceptor outer segment
Molecular function (GO): G protein-coupled receptor activity
Source: RefSeq, a predicted model, not a curated record
CAAUGCUCCCCGUAUCUACCUGCUUCUGCUACAGAUUACUUUUAGACAAACCGCUCGGCGAAAUGGAUGGUCGGAAGAAAAGAAAAGGACAGAGGCAGAGAAUUAAAAAAAAAAGAGAAACCCCUCAGCGUCAGGCGCACCUAAAUACCGCAAAAUAAGCCCCAGUCAGGGAUCAGGUGAACAAUGCUCACCCCAGACCAUCUAUAGAGACAUCCCUGCCAUAUAUCCAUCAGAAUUGGGUGGAGAGGAAAUGAGAGGCGAAAGAGGCUCGUCAGGUCUGCUUUUAUGACUGCUGUAAUCUCCACGUUGCUGAGCCUGUGGCUUGGUGCUGCUUGGGAGAUAGGCUUGUUGCAGUUUACCUUAGUGUGUGGCCAUGAAAUCCUGGAAAACAUCAUCUCCAGUCCAUCCACAGCUAAGUUGACCAGGAUGUAGUUGAGAAAGUCCAGAUCAGAUUUGGACAAACAUGAAGAAAUCUACAAAGGUCUACCAAAUGAAACUGUGGGUGUUCAAAGGACUUCAACCUCCUCGUCUGGUUGGAAAUGAGGGUGUAGAUGCAUUUUACUGGACACCUCUAGGAAUUAACAAACACUUAAUGUAAUUACAGUUUCUUAUUUUAUAAAUGGUGACGAUCUCAACUUAGUGAAAUUAGAUUUCAGGUUGGGUGAGGUUAAGAGAAAUUUGUUAAUGAUCUUAACAGUAAAUCGUGUUUUAAGUCUUUCUCUUAAUUUGUUAGCUGAGGUCAGGUAAUGAGGCUGCCACCUGAGGCACCUUGAGGUGUGUCAGGGUUGAAAGGUAUUAUCUGCAGUCCGGUUUCCACUGUAGUGUCAUCCGUUUAGCUAUCAGGCAUUUAGGUACUUACCACAGUCAAACCCUGGUAGAUUGAAAGACUAUUAUAGGACAAAAAAGAAUAAAAUGGGAAUGGUUAGUGUAUGUAAUAAUACUAAUAUAUGUAUCUGCAACGUAUAGAUAUGUUUAAGCAUCCAAAGGGCAGGUAAUACACAGAGGUCGAUCAAAAAUGAUAGCAUAUUGAAUAAUCACACCAGUCAGCAAAAGCCAAAAUUAAAUUAGCAAUAAAUGAUGUUGAAAAUGUAAAAGAAACUAAAUUUAUUAUCAUAUCAAAUCACAUAACUGGGACUAAACAGAACAUCACAAGCAAGUUGAUCUGAAUUAAUCACAGGUAACAGAGAAAUGAUGUGGUUUCUCCAUCAUGUAGCCCAAUCAUCAUCUAUCACUUCUAUCUGUCAAAUAAACAGAAGGAUAACUGAUAUUAGAUGUUCUUGGCCACUGAUAGUGUUGCAGUAGCUUAAAGAAGACCACAAAUUGGCUAAGUCUUUACCGGACAUUUUCUUUCCGACCUGUGACAGUAAGCUUUUACCACAUCACAGCUAGGCUACCACAGGUGAGAUACUGAGGUUAAUCCGAUCAGGAUAAUGACACCCAAAGUUCCUCCAUAUGGAGACAGACUGUUAGGGUGAAAAAUGCUUGACUGUAGGUCUGGUCUGAAAUAAUUAAAACAUAAGAAAUUUAAUGUAGGGUAGUUAAGCACUCUAGGAAAGAAAGCACCCACAGUGAAUUGGAUUAGAAGAAGGCAGAUGAAGCAGGUAAAACACUUGUUUCAACACAUACAUAGCUCACAUUAAAAGACACAGACUAUGUAAAGCACACUAUCACUAAACAUUAUCUGCUGUAGAUAAUAUAUUUAACACUCUACAAUCAAUACACUUGUUCUUAUAUACACAGACAGUUCUCAUAUUUCAGGUAUGAUUUGUGUGUUUGCUCAUGAUUAAUGUCUCGUCAGACUUUAAAAGCUGAGGGAAGGUAAUUCCCUUUCUCGAGUAAGGAUUAGGAGAAUUCCUCCGGACUUGGAAAGUGGAGCAAAUUAGUUUGGACCCUGUCCUGUCUAUCCGGUGUUAAGAUUAAUUAGUGACCUCUUAGCUUUUGCACUACCUCACAAUCCUCUAAUCCCAUUUUGGCUGUUUGACAGGUUUAGUGGAGAGGUAUAAAAAUCGCAGGGUGUAACUUGAAACCUCGUCACCAUCCACACAAGUAGACUCUUUACGCAGACUCAACUAAACAGCUGACUAGCAAAGAUGGUUUGGGAUGGAGGAAUUGAGCCCAAUGGCACUGAAGGCAAGAACUUCUACAUUCCCAUGUCCAACAGGACUGGGAUUGUUAGAAAUCCUUUUGAGUACCCUCAAUAUUAUAUGGUGGACCCGAUAACUUACAAAAUUCUAGCUUUCUACAUGUUCUUCCUGAUCUGCACUGGGACUCCCAUCAACGGCCUGACAUUGUUCGUAACUGCUCAGAACAAGAAGCUCCGGCAACCUCUCAACUAUAUCCUGGUCAACCUGGCUGUGGCUGGACUCAUCAUGUGCUGCUUCGGAUUCACCAUCACAAUCACAUCAGCUGUUAAUGGCUACUUCAUUCUUGGACCCACCUUCUGUGCUAUUGAGGGAUUCAUGGCCACACUUGGAGGUGAAGUUGCUCUCUGGUCACUUGUUGUCCUGGCUGUUGAGAGGUACAUUGUGGUCUGCAAACCCAUGGGAAGCUUCAAGUUCACUGGAGCUCAUGCUGGUGCUGGAGUUUUCUUCACAUGGGUCAUGGCAAUGGCUUGUGCUGCACCUCCACUUUUUGGCUGGUCCAGGUACAUUCCUGAGGGAAUGCAGUGUUCCUGCGGUCCUGACUACUACACACUGGCUCCAGGUUUCAACAAUGAGUCAUAUGUCAUCUACAUGUUUGUUGUUCACUUCUUCGUUCCUGUCUUCAUCAUUUUCUUCACUUAUGGAAGUCUUGUGAUGACAGUCAAAGCUGCAGCAGCACAGCAGCAGGACUCAGCUUCUACCCAGAAAGCUGAGAAGGAAGUGACCCGUAUGUGUGUCUUGAUGGUCAUGGGCUUCCUGGUAGCUUGGACACCAUACGCUAGCUUCGCCGGUUGGAUUUUCCUGAACAAGGGAGCUGCUUUCAGUGCUCUCACUGCAGCCCUCCCUGCUUUCUUUGCAAAGAGCUCCGCUUUGUACAACCCUGUUAUCUACGUGCUAAUGAACAAACAGUUCCGUAACUGCAUGCUAUCCACCAUUGGAAUGGGCGGCAUGGUGGAGGAUGAGACCUCAGUUUCAACAAGCAAGACAGAGGUGUCCUCUGUGUCUUAAUCAUGAUGGCAUCUUCAGAUCUAUGGACAUUGAUGAUUGCUUCCAGAUUUUAAAACAUCCCAUUAGAGAAAGUUUUUGCCAAAUGGAUUUAAGAAGCGGACUCUGGACCAAAAACACAAAGGAAUUCUAUGUUAUCUGUGAAUUAACAGAAAGUCAAAUGCAUUUUCUGUUGGGGUGAUCUUGUACAGCAAUUGUGUGUCUGUGUGCAUGUGAGACCAUUUGAGAGAGUGAAUAUGAGUGAACUUGUAAACUAAAAACACCUCAAACCGUAAACCUGCUGAAAUGUGACACUUGUACCUGAUGAAUGUACAAUCACAUGUUAAUUGUUUUCAUGCAAUAACUUGGGGGAGCAUAUAUUUCACUGGUCUACCAGUGGUGUUAUUUUUAUGCAUUAUAUGAAAAAGAAAAAAAAAUAUAGGACUGAGUAGAUAAAAUAAAUGCAUGCAUAAAAAGAAA